GGGGAGACCUCUGGUCUUCUUGUCCAAUUCUUGCGCUCACACUUCGGCGGGGAAGCUAUAAAGCGCCACUGAUGAGAUGAAGAAAAUGCGAAGCUCUCCCUUUUCCACUCCCGGUCAAUAUUACAAUUCCACCGGAGAGAAGACUGAGGAGGAGAGACGCCAGAGAAAAUGGCCGAAAACGGAGGAGGACCAACUGAAAAAGAAGUAGAAGAAGGUCCGGCCAUAGGGAUCGAUCUCGGAACCACUUACUUCUGUGUCGGGGUCUGGCAGCCACAGCACAACCGGGUUGAGAUCAUCACCAACGAUUUAGGCAACCAUGUGAAAAGGCUGAUUGGCAGAAAGUUCGGUGAUAUAAUGGUACAAAAUGAUAUAAAGCUCUGGCCGUUUAAAGUCACAGCUGGCCCCGAGUAUGGGAAUGCCGAAAAACCUAUGAUAGCUGUAACUUACAAGGGCAAAAAAGUCAAGGAUGCUGUUAUCACCGUUCCUGCCUACUUCAAUGAUGCACAGCGUCAGGCUACGAAAGAUGCUGGUGUCAUUGCUGGGCUUAAUGUCUUGCGUAUCAUCAAUGAGCCCACAGCCGCUGCAAUUGCAUAUGGUAUUGAUAAGAAAGGAUCUGGAAGUGGUGAUUUUGCCUCAAAGAACGUUCUGGUUUUUGAUCUUGGUGGUGGGACAUUUGAUGUAUCUAUUGUUGCAAUGGAGAAGGAUGCAUUUGAGGUCAAAGCAGUUAACGGGGACACCCAUUUAGGUGGAGGGGAUUUCAAUAAUAGAAUGGUGAGCCACUUUGUUGCCGAGUUUGAGAGGAAACAUAAGAAAGACAUUAGUUCAAAUCCAAGGGCUCUUGGGCGGUUAAGAGCAGCUUGUGAAAAGGCCAAGAGAAACCUAUCCUCGGUUACUGAUACAUCUAUAGACAUUGAUUGUCUCUAUGAGGGCUUUGAUUUCUCUUCGACCAUCACCCGUGCACGCUUUGAGCAAAUGAACUUGGAUUUGUUUAAUGCUUGUUUGGACUGUGUUGAUAAUUGUUUAAAGGAUGCCAAAAUGAAGAAGGACGACAUUCAUGAUAUUGUUUUGGUUGGUGGGUCCACCCGAAUCCCAAAGGUCCAGGCAUUGUUGCAAGACCUCUUCCAUAGAGAGAAGCUUUGCAAAAGUGUAAACCCGGAUGAGGCUGUUGCCGAUGGAGCUGCUUCUCAUGCCGCGUCCCUGACAGCACCCAGAGGUGUUCCUAAGUUUGACGUUGAUUUUGAAAUUGAUGCCAAUGGCAUCUUGACUGUGUCCGCAGUACUAGUGGGGAGCAACAAUAGUGAUCAGAUCACUAUUACCAAUCACAGCUUGAGGCUUUCAAAGGAGGAGAUUGAUCGGAUGGUGAAAGAUGCCGAGGAGUACAAGUCUCGAGAUGCGGAGCGCAAGAAAGCAUCCGUGGCUAGAAAUUCUUUGGAGAAUUGCAUUCACUACUCAUGGGGUAUUUUGAGUGUUUUGGUAAAGAAGGCUGGGAAGAAGAAAAUGAAAACCUUAAAAGAUGCAGUUGAGAACACUGCUAAAUGGUUAGAAUGGAAUUUCCCACUUGGUGAUGCUCACAUGUUUGAGGAAAAACGGAAAGAGCUUGAGCUCAUAUGUGACUCUGCGCUUACCAAGACGCAACCUCAGCCAGCAAGACGUGUAACACGCCCAAAACACGACCGGGUUGAGAUCAUCCCCAACGAUUUAGGCAACCGUACGACGCCGUCUUGGGUUGCCUUCAACGAUGGUGAACGACUCAUCGGCGAAUCUGCACAGUACCAGGCCGCCGUCAAUCCCUCCAAUACCAUCUUCGAUGUGAAGAGGCUGAUAGGUAGAAAGUUUAGUGAUGUAACGGUGCAAAAUGACUUGAAACUCUGGCCUUUUAAAGUCAUCGCUGGCCCUGAUGGUGGCAGUGGUGGUGGAAAGAAACCAAUGAUAUCAGUCACUUACAAAGGCGAAGAGAAGCUAUUUACUGCUGAGGAGAUAUCUUCAAUGAUCCUCCAAAAGAUGAAGAUUAUUGCAGAGGCAUAUCUAGGCAAACAAGUCAAGAAUGCUGUCAUCACUGUUCCAGCCUACUUCAAUGAUGCACAACGUCAAGCUACAAAAGAUGCCGGCGUCAUUGCUGGGCUUAAUGUCGUACGCAUCCUCAAUGAGCCUACAGCUGCUGCAAUUGCCUAUGGUCUUGACAAGAAAGGAUCUGGUAGUGGUGAUCCUGCUUUAAAGAACAUACUGGUUUUUGAUCUUGGUGGUGGGACUUUUGAUGUGUCUAUUGUUUCAGUGAAGAAGGACGUGUUUGAAGUCAAAGCUGUUAAUGGGGACACCCACCUUGGGGGAGGGGAUUUCAAUAACAGAAUGGUGAGCCACUUUGUAGCUGAGUUUGAGAGGAAACAUAAGAAAGACAUCAGCACAAAUCCUAGAGCCCUAGGGCGGCUGAGAGCAGCAUGUGAGAGGGCCAAGAGAAACCUCUCUUCAGUUACAGAAACGUCUAUUGAAUUGAGUAUCUUUGAUGCCAAAAUGGAGAAGAACAACAUUCAUGAUGUUGUUUUGGUUGGUGGGUCGACCCGAAUCCCAAAGAUUCAGGGUUUGUUGCAAGACUUGUUCCAUGGAAAGAAGCUUUGCAAAAGUGUAAACCCGGAUGAAGCUGUCGCUUGUGGAGCAGCUUUUCAUGCUGCAUCCCUGACUGGUGCCUGUUUGGGUACGAAUAAGGAUAUUGUGCUUGUGGAUGUUACUCCUUUGUCUCUUGGUAUUGAGACGUAUGAUUUGGACAUGUCUAUUGUGAUUCCAAGGAAUACCACCAUCCCUACAAAGAUGACAGCGAAGAUGCAAACUGCUCUUGACAACCAAACAAGUAUUUUGUUCCCAGUGUUUGAGGGGGAAAUGCCAAUAGCAAUGGACAACUAUUUUCUGGGCAGAUUCUCCCUCCAUAACAUUCCUCCAGCACCCAAAGGUGUUGCUAAGUUUGAUGUUGAUUUUGAAAUCGAUGCCAAUGGCAUCUUGACUGUGUCUGCAGUCCUAGUGGGUAGUGACAACAGAGACCAAAUCACAAUAACCAAUCACAGUGCUAGGUUGUCGAAGGAGGAGAUUGAUCGGAUGGUGAAUGAGGCUGAGGAGUACAAGGCUCAAGAUGUGGAGCGCAGGAAGGCAGCCGUGGCUAAAAAUGCUUUGGAAAAUUACAUCCACUACACGAGGGGCACUUUGAGCGGCUGCGGAAAUAGGGCUGGGAUGAAAGACAAGAUAGCUUUGAGAGAAGCAGUUGAGAGGACUGGCCGUUGGUUGGAGUGGAACUACCUUCUCUGUGAUGCUCUCAAGUUUGAGGAAAAGAGGAAAGAGCUGGAGGCAGUAUGUGAGUCUGUCAUUACUAAGAUGAUGGAGCCUAAGCUUGGUAGUUGCACGCGUGCCAAGGCUGAGAUCAUUGAGAUAGAGGACGACUAGUUGAGGCCGAUGAAUCUUGAAACUCAGUUUAAUUAGGUGCCUAUUAUGGCGCGUUCUGACCUUUUUUGUUAAGCCGUAUGCUUAAGCUUUUU
Cuscuta campestris is the source of this 3518-nucleotide messenger RNA. The record is from the annotation of a GenBank genome assembly. Lineage: Eukaryota; Viridiplantae; Streptophyta; Magnoliopsida; Solanales; Convolvulaceae.